GGGUUUUUUCAAGAGUAUAUUAAUAUAAAAUAAUUUAAGCAUUCUUUAGCUUUUUCUUUCUCUCUUUAAAUAUUUUUAUAAAAUGUUUCUUAAACAUCUUUUACCAACUUUGACAGCCUUGUUGUCUUCAUCCUGUUGUGUCAUUCAACUUCUUUUGAAUGCGUUUUCUAUUUCAUGUGCUGGUUUCUCAAUUCUAACACCCUAUCGUUCCAUCCUGACAAGUUUAACAGUGAUAUUAUUGAGCUAUCAAUUCUAUACAUCACCCAAAAAGAGCCAAUCCUAUAUUAGUCUUAUUGUUUCUAUCUUGCUAAUACUAAGCCCUGAUAUCGUAAAAUGGUUGAACCACUCUUUAACAACGACAAUAACAACAACAACAAGUAUUAAUUAUAGAAUUCAAUUAGACGGUUUAGGAUGUGAAGCAUGUGCUAACAGAAUUAAAAACACGCUAAAUUCGAUAGAAUGGAUAAAGAGCACUCGUGUCUUUUUUGACAAUCAAACUGCUAUUGUUCAAACAGACAAAGGCAAAGGUGCAGUUGGAUUGAUUUUGAAUACGAUUAAAUCGAUUGAUAAGAAAUACAAUGCAGAGCUCAUAGAUACCUGGACUUAAUAAAAGCUACAAUAUCUUUUCCUUUUU
This is a messenger RNA of Gilbertella persicaria, 634 nucleotides long. RefSeq lists its product as uncharacterized. The record is from RefSeq and is a predicted model, not a curated record. The transcript has a single exon. The coding region runs from base 83 to 607 and encodes 174 amino acids. Lineage: Eukaryota; Fungi; Mucoromycota; Mucoromycetes; Mucorales; Choanephoraceae. Gene Ontology annotation, molecular function: metal ion binding.